AUGGAGACAGCAAGUUCCUGCGGCUCCUGGCUGUCCGGCUGCCUCGCCACGCUCGUCUUCCUCCAGCUGCCCACGCCCGCGUCAGAUCGCCAGGUCCCUUUUUCUCUCCGCGGCGCAGGGGACUCCGGCAAGUUCCACCUGGCCCCGCUAGGGGGCACCGCCAAGCUGCUCUGCCCGCUCGCGCUCUGGGGCGCCCCGAAGCUCGACGAGGUGCGGGCAAUCAGCCCCGCCCCCUGCUCCCCAGGAGACAGUCUCGGCCCUUCGCGCGGAGAAGGGGGGCGGAGAGCAGGCGUUCGGGGCAAUCAGCCCCGCCCCCUGCUCCCCGGAGCGCCCGCGCGCGCGAGCGGAGGGUCCUGGCGGGGACCGGGUCCUCUUAGGCCCUGCCAGCAGCUCUCCUUUCCAGUCCUAGGCUCUGACCCUUACAUCCACGUGAAGGGCUACGACGCGGGCUGGAUCCAGCUGGUGUGCAGGUCGGCGGGAUGGUUCCCAAGGCCUUGGGCCGAGUGGAGAGACCCUCAGGGCAGGGUGCUUCCAUCCGAGCCCCAGGCCCUUUCCCAGGACCAAGCCGGCCUCUUCGAAACAGCCGUGUCCAGCAAAGUCAGGGACAGCACCGUGGGCAACGUGUCCUGCACCGUGCGCAACGCGUUCCUGGGCCAGGAGAAGACCACGGCCAUGGUCAUAGCAGCCCCGUCUCCAGGGAGGGUCUCCCCCUCAGCAGUGGCUCUUGCUGUGAUCCUGCCUGUCCUGGCGCUUCUUAUCAUGGUGGGCAUUUGCCUCAUCUGGAAGCAAAGACGAUCGAAAGAGAAGCUUCUCUAUGAACAGGUGAUGGAGGUAGAAAAUCUUCUUUCAGACCAUUCAAAAGAAAAAGGAAGGCUCCAUAAAUCCCUCAAGAAACUCCGGAGUGAACUGAAGUUGAAAAGAGCUGCUGCCGACUCAGGCUGGAGGCGGGCCCGGCUGCACUUCGUGGCGGUGACCCUGGACCCCGACACGGCGCAUCCCAAACUCAUCCUGUCUGAGGACCGCAGAUGUGUGAAGCUUGGGGACAGAAGGCAGUCUGUCGUGGACAACCCCCAGAGAUUUGAUUUCGUCGUCAGCGUCCUGGGCUCCGAGUCCUUCAUGGCUGGUUGUCACUACUGGGAGGUGUACGUGGGAGACAAGACCAAAUGGAUCCUGGGGGUGUGCAGUGAGUCAGUGAGCAGGAAGGGGAAGGUCACCGCCUCGCCCGCCAACGGACACUGGCUUGUGCGACAGAGCCAUGGGACCCAGUAUGAAGCUCUCACGUCCCCUCAGACUUCUUUCCGUCUGAAGGAGUCCCCACGUUGCGUGGGGAUUUUCCUGGACUAUGAAGCAGGAAUCAUCUCCUUCUACAAUGUGACCAACAAAUCCCACAUCUUUACUUUCACCCACGCUUUCUCUGGCCCCCUUCGCCCUUUCUUUGAACCUUGCCUUCAUGAUGGAGGGAAAAACAUGGCCCCUCUAAUCAUCUGCUCAGAACUCCAGAAAUCGGAGGAAUCAGUUGUCCCCAAGCCAGAUGCAAAAGGCCAUGCAAAUGGAGAUGUGGCCCUGAACGUGGACUCUUCCCUCCUGCCCAGGCUGCCUGACCUCGGCCCCGCCCUCCAGGGGCUCAAGGUUCCUUCUUUAUAGGGAGGUGCCUCAUCAGCUGCUCCCCUGGCCGCCCAGCCCAGUGCUCUGGGCUUGCGUCUCCUGGCCCAGCACCUGGUUCUGGAACAGCUCAUCUCCUUUCCCCUAAUCUACACCCCUUCUUGGUUCUGUUCGUGCCCCCUUUCUCCCAGUUCUAAACCCUGCCUCCUUCUGGGGACUUGAAGUUCCCAUUGCCCUGGAAGAAUUCUUGCAAACCAAAUGAACAAUCAGGUUAGGUGAGGGUGGUGAUGUCAAGUGUGUGUCAUUGAGAUCCAGGGGUUCUCCAUUUGAGGGGCUAUUUAGAAGGACUUCAUCUUAUCUCAUCCUGCACGUGGGCUUUUAGUUCGUGGAGUUUUGGGGAGUAGCUCCUGACUUCUUACUUAUUUCAUCAAGAAUUGCUUUUCUCUCUCUCUUUUUUAGUUCAGACCUUUAGCUCCCCAAAGCCAGCUUUUUAAAAGUAAACAUACUUUGGGUCAUAUAUGGGGUAGCGGGUGGCCAGGGGAUAAAAAUCAGCAUCCUCUUCUAUUUCCUUGAUGCUAUUUUCAACAUAUUUGGUGAUAUCCAGAGCUAAUGUACAUGUUUUCAAAGCGAAUUUGCCUAUUGAUGACAACCAAGUACAGGGACUUUAGACAUGGUAGCUGCCAUCCUGCCAGGAGCACCACCAGGGAGCUGGUAAGCACAGCUCCAAACCCAGCAGGCCAGCUGUGCGUGGCCUUGAAAAGACAGCUAUGGAUGAGUCCGCCGGUUGCACCGGCCCUUUCGUUUGCCCUCCUGAGACUUAGAGAGGCCCAGCUAGAAAAAGUGGCAGUUUUAACCACCAAUGUAGACACUUCCCCCCACAAGACAUUAUACUGGAAGUCUUGACUAUUUGUGUGGCAGACUCUUAGGUCAGAGUAUUGAUUUCAGAUAGGAAGUUGAUAGACCAGGUGUGAGGAUAAAUAAUGAAUCUGAUGUUUUGGUGUGGAUUGCAGAAAGAAGCCUAGUCACUUUCAAGGCACUCCACAGAUGUGACCUGGCCUCUUUUUGGAGAUAUUGGCUAUCAGUUUGCAGAUGGAUACUUGGUUCUAUCCAACAAAAACUAGAUCUUUCUUUCAGAAAUUCUCUCUGUUACUCUGUUAGUGCCUGUAUUGGUCAGAGUUCUUCAUAGAAACAUAAUAUACAUGUGUGUGUGUGUAUAUAUAAAAAUGUAUACUCUUUUUUUUUUUUUUCAGAGAGAGAGAUUAUAAGAAAUUGGCUCAUGUGAUUAUGGGGAAUGGCAACUCCCAAGAUCUGCAGGGUUAGUCAUCAGGGUUGGAAAGAUCCAGGGGAGCCAAUGGUUUAGUUCCUGUCUGAGUCUGGUGGUCCAAGACCCAGGAGAACUUAUGGUAUAACUCCAGUUUGAAAGCUGACAGGCUUGAGACCCAGGAACAACUGAUAUUUAAGUUUGAGUCUGAAGGUAGGGAAAAAGUGGAUGUCCCAGUCUGAAGGCUGUCAGGUAGGAAAUAUUUUACUAAGGGGAGAGUCAGCUUUUUGGUUCUAUUCAGGCCUUCAACUGAUUGGAUGAGGCCCACCCAUGUUAGGGCAAUCUGCUUACUCAAGCUAAUGAUUUAAAUGUUAAUUUCAUCCAAAAAUACCCUUACAGAAACAUCCAGAAUAACACUUGACCAAAUAUUGGGGCACCCUGUGGCCCAGUCAAGUUGACAUAAAAUUAACCACCACAGUGCCCAAGCAGAAUUUUUCUU
Molecule: messenger RNA, 3362 nt
Organism: Miniopterus natalensis
Lineage: Eukaryota; Metazoa; Chordata; Mammalia; Chiroptera; Miniopteridae
Source: RefSeq, a predicted model, not a curated record